CCCAAGUUUCAAAUUUUCAGAUAUUUAAAAAAAGGUUUAAUCGUUUAAUCAGGUGUGAUAAAAAGUAAAAAGUUCGGUAGUGGUUCGGUACACUGUUUCAGAUCUUGAAAUAUCUGUAAGAUUCACUGAGAUUCGAUUCUUUGUUGGCGGGAAAAUCAGUUAUUUCCAGCUGAUUCCCAGCAUUCUAACAUUCUUAAGUAGUUUUGUAUAUACAAAUUAGCAAAAAGAAUUGGUGUUUUGAAUUUCCCAUUCAAUUAUUCCCCAAUUAAGAGCAAAAACGUAGAGAAAUUAAAUUUUAUAGAUUAAGAUGAGUGCAACACGCCAAUUGAGAACAUUCCAUAGUUUCGAAGAAGAUAAUAUACAGGGAACAGUUACUGUAGUAGACUUAUCUUUAGUUUAUUUUGAAGUUGAUGAAAUAUAUAGGGUAUAUCCUGAUAUUACCAAGGAUUAUCCAGAAUUACCAUUAGUUGGUUCCGUUGUUGAGAUAAAAAAUCCAAAAAUAUUUUGUCAUUCAACUGAUACCGCUGUGGUCGGUCCUUGUACCGAAUGUUGUUUUCCAAGUGUUGUUAGCUCGGAGACCAUAAAUAUGGAUCUUUUUAAUUUUCUAAAAAUGCGUAGAUGUGACGAAAACGAAGUCAUAGCAAUGGAUAAAAUUUUAAGGAAGCUGCAGAAAUAUCUUCCAAGAAUUAACUAUACCAGGGUUCUUAAGAUCAUUCUAAAUGUUGCUCCUUUUAAAAUCCGAAGUUUGCCAAUUGUGGAUAAUGCAGAUCGACAAAGUUUUGAAUCUGUUAAAGUAGAAUUCCCAUCUCAAUUAGGCUAUGUCAAGGAAACUUCUCUUCAAUAUAAAGAGUUUAUGAAUUUUAUUGGUGGGUGUUAUCAUGGAGUUCAUCCUAAUGCGUCUAUAGAAAAAGUAAAUAAUAUUGUUACAGAAUAUUUGCUGGGGUGGCUAGAAACUGAUAGUAUGUAUGGUUGGUUCAUAUUGAGGGACGAUAAAUACAAAAUUCCAGUUAAAUUUUACAAAAAUUUAGUGCCGACCAAUUAUUUAGGAAAAUGUAUCUUGAUUAAAAAAUGGACCGGUUUUACAGAAAUUUUUGAAUCAAACACACGGACCGUUCAAUAUCUGUUAGUCAACAUAAGAAACGUUGUAAUUGUUGAUUCUCCCAACUGUAAAAUAGAAAAAUUAUUUUUUACCGCAACUGAACAGUGCACAAGAAAAAAAGACAUCAUAGUAUUUGAAUUAAUAGGAAAAUCUGAGAUCAUUUACGGUUAUAGUGGACGUUCGGAAUGUUUUUUGGAAGUGAAAGUUUUAGAAUAUACCGACAGGCAACUUAAUUCCAACCCCUUCAUCUUUCUAGCUUUAACUGCUAAACAUUUUGCUGUAGUGCCCUAUCUGAGGGAAAACGCAAAGUACAGAAUGUGGUAUAGUGGAAAACUGGAAGUAUUACACGUUCCGGGCCACAAGGAACUGUACAAAUUAAGAACGGCAAAACAUCUGUACAGGGCCUGCGACGAUGCUAUCUUUCAAGCAGUGUCGAAUCAAAAUGUGGCCGACAGUAGUAAAUACGAAGAUUCCCAUCAAAUACAAAGCUUGUUGAGCGCCCAAGCGAAUAAGUUUGUUUCUUUUGCAUUGCUCGUUGCUCGAAAGUACUUUCAGACUUGUAACUUUCCCAGUUACAUUCCAAAAAGACAUGAAGAUAUCCCAUUCUUCGAUAUACCUGGUCAAAAUAAACAAAUGGUUGUCGAGUUCUCAGACGCCAGCUCUACUACAGCUUUCAGACUGUAUUUCACCGACAGAGAUAACUACGUCUUUCCAAUAGGUUUAAUAAAAGACAUGAGGGUCUUAGUUAAAUACGUUGAAAUUUAUAAAAAUAACUAUUUUAAAACGACCGCCCUCACUUCCUUCGAAAUACUGGAGUAUUGUCCAAAAGUACCGUUCUCUUCGGCAAAUUUGUGUUUCACUGAUACGCGCUAUUGGAAUUGGAUAGAGGAUAAAAUAUCCGUCGUUUUUUUGGGAAUGCAUAAGUAUUUGCCGGAAAAUUGCGUAGUAAAAGGCAGUUUUUUGCUACUCUCAGUUCUUAAUUUGAAAAUUGGCCUUUAUUGUAUUAUGUGCCUUAAUCUAGUAGCCAGAAAAUUGUGUCCUAACUGCGAUCGUGAGUUCGAGUCAGUGAGUUGGGAACUGCAGAUCAAAAUGACGUUGUUCGGGCAAGAUAGUAUAAGCUCACGUUUUAAAAUUACCACCGAAUGUAUAGGUUUCCUCUACAGAUUGUUACGACUGCCCAGAGCCAGAAUUAAAAGUUUUUGCGAAGUCUUUUCAAAGACACGUCAAUUGUAUAUUGAUUUUGGCGAUACCAGUAGAGAUUUUAGCUACGAGGGCGAGGAAGUUAAGGAAUUUUUAGAUGAUUUCUGCGACUACGUCAGAUCGGAGAUCAACUACAAACAACAUCCAGCAAUAGACGCAAUUUGCGUUAAACAGGACUCGGGCUGUGAUUGGAAGAUGAUAGAUUUUAAUUUUGUUUGAUUUAUUUAAAAAUAUAUUAAUGUUUAAUUUUGUUAUAAAAUAUAUUUUUUUGUAUCUAGAUAUGUAAUUUGAUUUAACCACUUUUGUUUAAUUUAUUUAAAAAUAUAAUAAUGUUUAAUUUGUUAUAAAAUAUAUUUUUUUGUAUCUGGAUA
Sitophilus oryzae (rice weevil) is the source of this 2670-nucleotide messenger RNA. RefSeq lists its product as uncharacterized. NCBI's taxonomy places the organism in Eukaryota, Metazoa, Arthropoda, Insecta, Coleoptera, Curculionidae. The record is from RefSeq and is a predicted model, not a curated record. The transcript is spliced from 12 exons. Bases 308 to 2518 code for a protein of 736 amino acids.